This is a messenger RNA of Paramecium pentaurelia, 905 nucleotides long. NCBI's taxonomy places the organism in Eukaryota, Ciliophora, Oligohymenophorea, Peniculida, Parameciidae. The record is from the annotation of a GenBank genome assembly.
AAUGCAACAAGUUCAGGCAUUACCUCCCCAGUUUUUCUAAGCCAUAAAAAUCUAAACUAUCUUGGGUGAAGGACAUGAUGCUAAAGUUCUUCUCGCACUUGAGACCAAAGAAAACGAAAACAAACAAUAUGCCUUGAAGUGCCAAGCCCAAAAAAUAUAAGACACCGCCAUUAACUUAUUCGUAUUACUUCCAAUAACUUGAAGUUACUAAGAAUGAAAUACAAAUCCUCAUCCACAUCAAGCAUCACCAUAUAAUUGAGCUAUACGGCUACAGCCAGGAUUACACAUGUCUAGUCCUUCAAUAUUGUCCCCAUGGCACCUUAGUUUAAUUGAUCAAAUCAUCUCCACUUCCAGUUAGCAUAGCUGCCUCUCUUAUGUACUAGGUAACUCUGGCUUUAACUUAUAUGCAUGAAUAAGGAUUUACUCAUGGAGAUCUCAAAUUAUCGAAUGUUCUUAUAGAUAGUUAAUAUAAUAUCAAAUUAUGUGAUUUCGGUUUUGCUAGAUGGAAUGGCAAAAUGGCAAUCGAAAAAUAAACUAUAGCUGGUAGUGAAGGAUACACAGCUCCUGAAAUAUGGACAUCAAAUCCAAAUUAUAUAAAGAGUGAUAUGUUUUCGGUUGCUGUUAUAUUUUUCAUAUUAAUAACUGGUCAUCCUCCAUUUGAAUCAAAUAAUCCAGACAAUCAUGAUCCAUGGUGGAAUUUAAUAAAGAAUAGUUAAUGGGACACCUAUUGGAAAGACAUAAGAUCAAAUAUAGAUCAAGAAUGCAAAAAUUUAUUUGUUUAAAUGUUCAGUAUCCAACCUGAAGAAAGAUUGAGUGCAAAUCAUUUAAACUAAUGGUUUAAAUUAAAACAAACUACUCAAGAAAAUCUGAUACAAGAAAUCAAAAAAAGGUUAGCAGAGAUGUGA